This is a messenger RNA of Meriones unguiculatus (Mongolian gerbil), 477 nucleotides long. Its product is annotated as large ribosomal subunit protein eL32-like. The coding region runs from base 1 to 477 and encodes 158 amino acids. The transcript is spliced from 3 exons. Gene Ontology annotation, molecular function: structural constituent of ribosome. Gene Ontology annotation, cellular component: ribosome; cytosolic large ribosomal subunit. The record is from RefSeq and is a predicted model, not a curated record. Gene Ontology annotation, biological process: translation. NCBI's taxonomy places the organism in Eukaryota, Metazoa, Chordata, Mammalia, Rodentia, Muridae.
AUGACCAAAAGCAACUUGGUAAGAAAAGGUUUGUUUCGUCUUACACGUUCAGCCUUCAUGAGCAACUUGCUAUUCCCCGAGGGAAGGAGGCCCUUGGUGAAGCCCAAGAUUGUCAAAAAGUGGACCAAAAGGUUCCUCAGGCACCAGUCAGACCGAUAUGUCAAACUUAAGCGAAACUGGCAGAAACCCAUCCACAACAGGGUUCGGAGAAGAUUCAAGGGCCAGAUCCUGAUGCCCAACGCUGGUUAUGGGAGCAACAAGAAAACCAAACACACUCUGCCUAGCGGCUUCCGGAAGUCUCCAGUCCACAAUGUCAAGGGGCUGGAAGAGCUGCUGAUAUGCAACAAAUCUUACUGCGCUGAGACUGAUCACAGUGUUUCCUCCAAGAACCGAAAAGCCAUCGUAGAAAGAGCAGCGCAGCUGGCCACGAUAGUCACCAACCCCAACGUCAGGCUGCGCAGCGAAGAAACUGAGUAG